AUGGAGAAACGGAGCAGGGACAUGGCCACAGCGGCUGCGGCGGCGGCCGACGGCGUCGCCACGCCGAACAAGGCGAAGGCCGCGCUGCGGGGAGCCCCCGCAUCCAGGGAGGAGCCAACGAUCCUCCAAGUCAUCCUUCUGGCCCCGGACGUGCUGGAGUGCCACCUCUGCUCCACGCUGCUAGAGUGCAUGAACGGGCACGCCGUGUGCCGGGGCUGCUGCGACCGCAUGCGGGGGACGUGCCCGUCGUGCCGCGUCCCCACCGGCCUCAGCCGGUGCCGCCCGCUGGAGCGCGCCAUCGCGGCGAUGCUGCUCCCCUGCGCGUUCAGCCCCGUCGGGUGCGGGCGGCGCCUCCGGAUCGCCGAGAAGCGCGCCCACCAGGACGUCUUCUGCCACCACGCGCCGUGCGCGUUCCCGCUCCCGGGCUGCGCCUACUCGGGCCUACUGCUCCACGACCACAUCCGCGACGCUCAAUACCGUCUAAUAGAUGUGUUCUGCAGUACUUCUGCUAGUAGUAUUGUAUUGUGA
Messenger RNA from Panicum virgatum (switchgrass), 528 nucleotides. RefSeq names its product putative E3 ubiquitin-protein ligase SINA-like 6. The record is from RefSeq and is a predicted model, not a curated record. Gene Ontology annotation, molecular function: zinc ion binding. The transcript is spliced from 3 exons. Lineage: Eukaryota; Viridiplantae; Streptophyta; Magnoliopsida; Poales; Poaceae. The coding region runs from base 1 to 528 and encodes 175 amino acids.